Molecule: messenger RNA, 1126 nt
Organism: Paramecium sonneborni
Lineage: Eukaryota; Ciliophora; Oligohymenophorea; Peniculida; Parameciidae
Source: the annotation of a GenBank genome assembly
AUGAUAACAGAGAAAUCUACACUUGUAUUUUCAGAGAAAAACAGUAUUUUUGAAUUUCAUAACAGUUCACCAAUAGCCAAUAACAGGUAUAAGUGCAUCCAAACAAAAUGAUAAUCUCUUUCUCACCAUAUCCGAGGAUUCAACAAUGCGAUUAUAUGAUUUGAGAUUGUAAUCAUCUGUUAAAUUAUUCAAUAUGGGUAAAGUAGACGAAUGUUAAACUGCAAAUUGUCUACUCUCUGAUACUCAAGUAUAUGGAGCUAGAAAUAAUGAAGUAAUUUAAUUAAUACUAUUUCAGAUUUAAUUAUUUGAUAUUAGAUAAGACAUUAUUAUCAAGGCUUGUAAUUAAAAAUCAGAAAAUGUGAGUGAAAUAAAUUAAAUAACUUUUGAUCCUCAAUAAUAACUUAUUUCUGCUAAUUUUGAUUCGUAUUAUAUUAUUCUCUAUUAUAAGUGGUUCUACGUCUAUUUUUGAUAGAUAAUUAAAUCAUAGAUCUACUCUUAAAGAAGGACAUGAUAAUGUUAGUAUUAUUUCAAUAUUCUAUUUAGAUUUGUUUUAGUGGAGAUUUUAUUUAAGAUGAUGGAGAAUAAUUAUAUGUUUCUACAGGAUUUGAUUAUAAAAUUAUUCUAUGGGAUUAUUCACAUUACCAUUAAAUAUAAGAAUAACCAAUACUCUAAUAGGAAUCUAAAGCUAAAAUCUUAUUUAAAUUUGAUUUAAGUACUUAAAUUCAUUUUUAAUUAAGGCACAAUUCAUCAAUAGUAUGCACCUCUAACUGUCUCACCUCCUGUUAUUUAUUCUGCAAUUAGCAAAGAUAAUAUGAUAUUAAUUUCAACUGAAACUGGAUAAGUCUAUUGUUUUAAAGUUUAAUAACUAAAAAGAAAGAAAAAUAAAAAACCCCCCAUUCCUGAAUUUGUUAUUGAUGCUCAUUAAAGUAAAGUAAUGAGAUCAGCAUAUUUAAAUGAUAAAAUAAUUACAAUUUCAAAUGAUUAGACAUUUGCUAUAUGGAAUCAAAAUGUUUAGGUUUUAAGAGCCAAAAUUAAAAAUAAACCAAAUUGGAUAGAAACUAUAGGAAAUAACACUGUUCUUGUCAGUGAUAUUUCUAAUAAAUUAUCGAUAUUUGAAAUAGUUUGA